Molecule: messenger RNA, 1557 nt
Organism: Colletotrichum spaethianum
Lineage: Eukaryota; Fungi; Ascomycota; Sordariomycetes; Glomerellales; Glomerellaceae
Product: cytochrome P450 monooxygenase eqxH
Exons: 5
Coding region: 1-1557 (518 amino acids)
Molecular function (GO): oxidoreductase activity, acting on paired donors, with incorporation or reduction of molecular oxygen; monooxygenase activity; heme binding
Source: RefSeq, a predicted model, not a curated record
AUGACCUCCCACCUCUCUCUGGACCUAGGCUUCGGCAUCUACACCGUCCCUUCGCCCACCGGGAAACCAAUUCCCUACCUUAUCACAGUGGUCCUGUUCGCAGUCUUGGUGUAUGCCAUUAGCGAUCACGGCUCCAAGCUCCCAGAGCUCAACCCCUUGGAACCUUUUGAGUUUACCAACCGACGCCGCAUGGGCGAAUUCGCCCAGAAGAGCAAGGAGCUGAUGCUCAAAGGAAAGGCCACUUUCGGAAGUAGCCCAUACAAGAUGCACUCGGAAUGGGGCAGCGUCGUGGUCUUGCCACCUGAAUUUAUUCACGAACUCCGAAACGAACCGAGGCUGAACUUUGUUGAGCCUGCUGUCGAUGAUGUGCAUGGCUAUAUUCCUGGUUUCGAACCCUUCAGCAACAAUCCAGCAUUGUCCAAAGUCGUCACGAAAUACCUGACGAAGGCUCUUGCCAAACUCACGAAGCCACUAUCCGAGGAGGCGACGCUCGUUCUCCGCCAUGUUCUUACCGACUUAACAGACUGGCACCAGAUUGUUCCCCAAAAAGACCUCAUCCGCAUUGUGUCGCGCCUCUCCUCCCGGGUGUUCAUGGGCGAAGAACUCUGCCGAGACGAAGAGUGGGUCCGCGUCUCCGGGGACUACACCGGCACGGCCUUCUCGGUCGGCUGGGACCUUGGCCACUGGCCACGAUGGGCUCGACCCAUUGUGCACUGGUUCCUGCCUUCUUGCUGGCGGGUUCGCAGCCUUCUCUCAGAGUGCCGCAAAGCCCUGAAGCCUCAUCUCGAGCGAAGGAACGCGCUCAAGACGGCUGCUCUGGCGCGUGGGGAGACGAAGGCCAUUUUUGACGACUCCAUCGAGUGGUUUGAGCAGGAAUGCACAACCAAGUACGACCCGGCCACUGCGCAGAUCACCUUGUCGCUCGUGGCGAUCCAUACCACAAGCGAUUUACUGCAGCAAACUAUGCUUGAUUUGGCGAGCCACCCUGAGCUGUUCCAACCCCUUCGUGAAGAACUCGUUCGUGUGCUGGGUACCGAAGGCCUUAAGAAGACGGCGCUCUACAACUUGAAGCUUAUGGACAGCGUCAUCAAAGAGUCUCAGCGAAUGAAGCCCGUCCUUCUCUCGACCUGGCGCCGCCUCGUCAAGAAAGACAUUGAGUUAUCCAACGGCUUCGUCCUGCGGAAGGGCCAAAAAAUCAUCUCGACCAACACACAUAUGUGGGACGCCCAGUACUACGAGAACCCGCUCGAUUAUGAUGGCUAUCGCUUUUUGGACAUGCGCAGCACCGACGAGGAGAAGCACGCCCACCUGGUCAGCACUAGCGCGAAGCAUCUUGGAUUCGGUCACGGUCAGCACGCGUGCCCGGGUCGCUUCUUCGCCGCCAACGAGGUCAAGAUUGCCCUAGCUCACUUGCUCUUGAAGUACGAUUGGAAGCUCCCCGCGGGUUCUAGUCCUCAACCUGUGCCUCACGGCAUGAACUUGCUACCCGAUCCCAGCGCGACACUGUUGAUUCGUCGGAGGAAGGAGGAGCUCGACUUGGACUCUUUGGACUGCUAA